UUCAGUGUUGAAUUUUGAUAACAAGCAACAACUCUGAUGGCUGACAAAGAAGAAUUGAGCUGUCUACUGAUGUUUCAGUGCAGUGUAAUCUAAUAAAAGGAGCAGCUAGAGCCUGAAUUUGCAUUUGAAAUGCCUCAGCUGUGUUUGGAGAUGUGUUUCAGUGGAAAAAGCUCAUGAAGCUGCUCUGUAACGUCCUUCUCUGUCUGCUGAUUGUGUUUCCUGUUUCUUCACUGUGGAAAUCUUGAAACCCUGCAAGGAAGGCUGAUUUCCUGGGCUAAGAAACUGAAGAUCUCUUUGGAGCAUUUCUGAGCUCUCAGGAAUUCUCAGAUUAUCACCAGUUCUUCCAGUGUUCAGCACAGUCUUCUUUGAUGGGUAGAGGGUGAAUGAAUGGAUGGGAAAGGCUCAGUAACCGAUUCCUGUCACCCUCUGGAAAAAAGGAGCUAAAAGGCCCACCUUUUAUGUGGCAAAACUAAGGACAGGGUCACACUGCGAUUAAAUGGCAUCAGAAAUCACCUAUGCUGAGGUGAAGUUCAAAAAUGACUCGUCGGCUCCAGUGGUCAAAGGACCCCCUGAGACAAAGAAGCCUGAGCAACAUCCCCAGAAGUACCCACUCUGGCUGCCAUGGUUGAUCUCACUGCUGCUUCUCUUGGUGUGCAUUGCCCUUGUUGUCGUCCUCCUUGUGCUUCCCUUGUGCCACAGCAGUGCCCAGCCCUCAGCCCUGCAGCAGCAGUUCUUGCAGUGGGAGUGCAACUCAGCGGUGCCACAAGGCACAGACCGAGGCUGGACGUGCUGCCCAAAGGGCUGGAGAAGGUUUCAAGGAAGCUGCUAUUUCCUAUCCACUGAUAAGUUGAAUUGUGUUAAGAGUGCACAGAACUGCAGUGGGAUGGGCUCCCAGCUGGUGGUGAUCAGCAGCAAGGUAGAGCAGGAUUUCCUCUCUGAGCAAACAAAACAAACUCCAAACAGAGUGAAUUUCUACAUUGGUCUGUUUGAAGAUAAGGUGGGCCAGUGGCAGUGGGUGGACAAGACUCCAUACAAUGUGACAGCAGCGUUCUGGCGAGAAGGAGAACCAAGUCCAGGCCAUGAUGAGAACUGCACUGUAAUCUAUGUGUCUGAACCAACUCUCAACAACUGGAAUGACGUCAAACCAAAUACACAACAUCAUCGAAUUUGUGAAGCUGCAGCAGUAAUUGUGUGAUGGAAAUACCCCUGUCCUGACUAAAGCUGGGAGCUGAGUGGGGAGCUGGGAGCAUUGCUGGGAGGGCUCAGGAGCUCUGAGACAUCUUCACUGUGUGGGGUGGGACCAUGUGCUUGUGG
This is a messenger RNA of Passer montanus (Eurasian tree sparrow), 1314 nucleotides long. Its product is annotated as C-type lectin domain family 4 member A-like. The record is from RefSeq and is a predicted model, not a curated record. The transcript has 7 exons. NCBI's taxonomy places the organism in Eukaryota, Metazoa, Chordata, Aves, Passeriformes, Passeridae. Bases 497 to 1195 code for a protein of 232 amino acids.